This is a messenger RNA of Prosopis cineraria, 4076 nucleotides long. Its product is annotated as synaptonemal complex protein 1-like. Bases 1063 to 3666 code for a protein of 867 amino acids. Gene Ontology annotation, biological process: reciprocal meiotic recombination. The transcript is spliced from 19 exons. NCBI's taxonomy places the organism in Eukaryota, Viridiplantae, Streptophyta, Magnoliopsida, Fabales, Fabaceae. The record is from RefSeq and is a predicted model, not a curated record.
UUCAGCCCAACGUCUCAUGCAAUCUCCUCCCAUCAGCUGAAACAUCUGAUUCAGAGGAGCAGUACUAUAGUAGCAAAGGAUGCUGCGAGGGGCAGAGAGGCAGACAUCGUCUGGGAAGAGAGAAUUUUAGGCAAUGGCCUAGCUGAUUGAGUCAACCACCUGGUAAACUGAUCCCUGCUUUCCAACAUCCAUUGGAGCUUGCUUGUACGAGAGAGAACCACCAUGGACCAGAUGGUAAAGAGAGUAAGAGUGGAAAAAAUAGCGUAGACAUGGUCUGAUGCCCAUCAAAUGAAAGAAAGGAUAGAUGGAUAAGCACAACAACAAGAACAUGACGAGGAAAAUCGUUGCAAGUGCAAGUGGGGUCAUAUCCAAGCACGGCAACACGGGUAUGGGUGAUGUGCGGCAGUAUGGGAUCUUUUGUGCUGGCUGGGAUGGAAGUUCAGUAGAAAACAAAAUACCCAAGUCGCUCAUGAGGUUAUGCUGAAUUGUGUAAUUUUUGCAAAACUGAAAUUACAUAUAAACUGUACAAGUUAUUUCCACGCUAAUCUUCAUUUCAUUUUGAACCCAUAAAUCAUUUCAAUCCAGGCUUUCAAGCUAAAUGAGGUCUUCCCUCCCCACAAUUCCCUCAAACCAGAUCCACCCUUUAUGGCAGUAAGGCAACGGGUACAGUAACAGGGCAACAAGUACAACGUUCAUGGCGGUGAAAGAGGCGACGUGGCAAAAUCUAAGUGGCUCACAGCGUAGACGGCUCAGAUUUAUUCUCAAACCUCGCCAAAAGUCACUCGUCAGCCUCUUGUACACGCGUCACUUUCAUGCACCGUAUUGCAGAGGACAGAAAUUGCUCGACUGACUUUAUGCAUGUUUCUGUAUCUGCUAUGCUAGCUGCAGAGAGACGCAUUACUUGUGGCCUAAGGCAUAGUGUAUAAAUGCUGCCCAAUAGAUUCCUUGGCGCCUAUUUCUAAAUCAAGAGCUCUCUGACACGAGCACUUGCAGAGCGAGACAGGAACGGUCGGGGAAGAGUGAAGCUAAGGUUUCGUGUUGGUAUUGAUACCGAUAUUCGAAAUGCAGAAGCUAGGACUCACCAGCUCGAAGAGUCUGGACAAAUUCAAAUCACUGUAUGGUCCCGCAUCCGGAACUGCGAAGGCUUCGUCGUUCACUUCUCGUCCUUCCGCAGAUGCCAUCUCAUUGGGAAGUUUUGCGAAUCUGAAGCUCACCGCAGAGAAACUUGUGAAAGAGCAAGCUUCGGCGAGGACUGAUCUGGAAAUGGCGAAUACUAAACUAAAGAAGUCCCUGGAGCAUGUUCAUGCUCUAGAAGAAAAACUUCAGAAUGCUUUUAACGAAAAUGCCAAACUCAAGGUCAAGCAGAAAGAAGAUGAAAAACUUUGGAAAGGAUUGGAGUCUAAAUUCUCAUCAACGAAGACAUUGUGUGAUCAACUUACUGAGACUCUGCAGCAGCUAUCAGGUCUAGUUCAGUCCGCUGAGAAAGAUAAGGAGAUAUUGGAAAUUAAACUUUCAGCAAGUUCAGAGGCUCUUGGUAGUUUGAAUAAGCAUAUGGAUGAUCUGUCUCUGAAGCUAGAUUCUGCAGAGGAAACAAUUAGAACUCGUGACAAGGAGAUAGAAGAGCUCAAAUCUGAGUCAGUGGCAAAGGACGAGAUUCAUAGAGAUGAUCAGGCUAGAUCUGCCAAUCUCUUAAAGCAGAAAGAUAGUAUGAUCAAGAGUUUAGAUGAAACUUUAGCAGCUAGUAAAAUGGCUUCAGAGAGUCUGAAUUCAAAGUUGGGAGAGGCGCAACUUCAGUUAGAAGUCAAAGAAGAUGAAAUUACUCAUCACAUCACCACUGGGGAAAAACUGAAGAAAGAAAUGGGUGAUCUUCAAUUGUAUAACGCUGAGAUUACUAAAAAGCUUGACAUGUCACUUCAGAAAAUCAAAGACCUUGAUGAAUUGGUUCAAGCCCUGACUGCAAAUGUGGUUGGAUUAGACAAAGAAAGCUUGAACCUUUUGAGCAAGUUUGAUGAACUAAAUUGUCUGUAUGAUUCUUACUUCCAUUUGGUCCAGCAUGAACGAGAUGCCUUAUCUAAGCAUGCUCAAGCUCAAUAUGAUGAGCUUCAUAAUAAAUUCAUGAUCUUGAGAUCAGAAAAAGGUGCAAUUCAAUUGAAAAAUCAUGAGUUAAACGAUAAAGUGACUGAACUUCAGGAAGUCCUGGAAUCAAUGGCAACCCAGCAUGAAGAUGAAUACCGAUUAGCUGCUGAAAGAAUUCAGUGUCUGGAGUCAGAAGCUCAAACCUUAAUCUCAAACAAGGAAGAAGCUGAGCUAUCAAUUUCCAAAUUAGAGGAGAAAGUUGAAUUUUUUUCAGAAAGUUCUAGAUCAUUAGAGAACCAGAUGCAAGGUUUAUUGCUGAAGUUUUCAGCCUUAGAAAAUGAAAGCAAAGAAAAUUCAGACAGAUUGCAGGAAGAAAUAUUGAAGAAAUCAAAGGAAAUAGAUAGUUUGAAAAAGGAAGUGGUAAAACUUGAGCAGCAUGCAGAUUUUCUGGAGAAACAAGUAGGUGAAGUUAAUAAUGUCUUGGAGGACAAGGAACGGCUUAUUUUGUGGUACAAGGAGCAAGAAAAGAAGCUGGAAGAUCAGAUCACAGAGAACCGGACAUCAUUGGCUGCUAUUGAAAAUAAACUUUUAGAAGCUAAGAAGCAGUAUGAUCUAAUGGUAGAGAGCAAGCAGUCAGAAUUAUCGAGGCAUUUGAAAGAGAUUUCUCAGAGAAAUGAUCAGGCUAUUAAUGACAUUAAGAGGAGGUACGAGUUGGAGAAGAUGGAAAUUGCCAACAUGGAAAAAGACAAGGCUGACAAGGCUAUUGCAGAAAUAGAGGGAAAAUGUGACCAAAAACUUGCAGAUUGCAAAGAAGAGUCAAGCCAACGGUUGAUGCGCAUUCAGGAGGAGCACGCUUCACUGGUUAGUCAGAUACAGCAGGAGCACAACAAGAAGCAACAAGAUCUUAUAGCUGAACACAGUGAGAAGCUAAAGCAUGUCCAACUGCAAGCUGAAAAUGAAAUGAGAGAGAAAACAUUGUUCCUGAGGAAUGAACAAGAAGCUCAGAUGAAAUCAUUGAGGUGUGAACUUGAAGAUGAGUGUCAGAAGCUGCAAGAGGAGUUGCAUAUCCAAAAAUCAAAAGAAGAUAGGCAAAGAGCUUUAUUGCAAUUGCAGUGGAAAGUGAUGAGUGACAAACCAAAAGAAGACCAAGAAGUGAAUUCAAAACAGGAUUACCCUGCUCCCUCAAUUAAGAGGAGGAGCUCUCGUGGUGGCCAACAUAGUCAACAAGCCUUAGACUCUCCUUUCCUUGAAGUAAGACAAACACCAGUCUCAAAAUUGUUACACAAAGUGGAGAAUGCUAAGGCAGGAAGUACGAUGAGCAUUCCUCAGCAUCACAGAAAGGUGACUCACCAUGAAUAUGAAGUUGAGACUUCCAAUGGAAGAACCGUUACAAAGCGAAGAAAAACAAGAAGUACUGUCAUGUUUGAGGAUCCAAGAAAGCAUAAGAUUAAAACACCAAAAGCAAACAUGCCUGGAAGUUUUGUCAAGGGCACGAAGGGAGGAGGACAUGUUCCUCCUUCAAAUAUUGGUGAUUUGUUUUCAGAAGGUUCUCUAAAUCCCUAUGCGGAUGACCCCUAUGCAUUUGAUUAGAGGCUUUCAACAGAUGCACCUAACCAAAUGUUAGGUCCCUCAUUCUCUGUAGUACGAAGCAGCUUGUCCCCGCGAUUGGUUUACUUUUAAACUUGAUGCGUCUCUCACAAUCUUCAGUUCUAAAUUGUAUGGCAUCUGUUUCAUGAGGUGAUUGUAUUUUUGCUGAUUACCAACUAUGAUGGGUUAGUUCUUCGGAUGUCAGCUGCGUUUAAUCCACAUUUUGAUUGGACGGUUGGAGUGAAAUAUUUACCAUUCUCCCUUUAGAUUGAGUGAGAAUUGAGUUUCUCAUGAAAACGAAUGUCCCUGGAUUUGAUAUGGCUCGUAUUCUAUAUCAAUUUCUGAGCUUUGCCUCCACUGAAUACAUGUGAAUGUACAGUGACCCGUAUUCAAAUGAAGCACGUUUUCCGGAA